CAGAAAAAAAAGAUCCUGUGGCAGGGGCAGUAGCAAAGAGAGAGAAAACUGAAGUUGAGGACAGACAAAGAAAUUUUUUUUUUUCUUUUUAGACAGAGAACAGAGGCAGAGGCCGCAGAACCAAAGAAACAGAGUAUUUCUUACUCUUUUUUCUUUCAUUUCAAUCCCAGAAAACCAUGCCUUAUUUCCUCCUCCAUUAACGGUCACCUCUUUUCUUUUUCGUUUUUUUUUUUUUUUUCAAUCCGAACUCAUUAUUAUUACUAUUAUAUUGUGCCCUAUCAGCCUACCGGGAUCUCUCUGAUUCUUCUCCUCUUUCUUUCUUUCUUUUACUCUUUCGCAUUAUGAAAAAUCACAUAGCCGACUCAUUCCUUUUGAAGCUUAAAUAUAUUUUAAAAAAAGCCUUAACGUAACCAACGAAAAUUUGCCAGAAACAAGCUUCCUUCUCUCGUUGACAUAGCCAUAUGUACUUGUUUAUGAAAUUUGGUUGUUGAAUCUGAUCUGGGUUUUUGUUGUUUGGGGGUGAAAAGAAGAGAGAAAGGAAGAUGUUAACGUGUAUAGCUUGUUCAAAGCAGCUAAACAAUAACAAUGGAUCUAUUGGGCAACAGGAUGAAGAUACUUCGGAAACUCCUAGGACUAGGCAAGCCAUUAAGGCCCUCACUUCUCAGAUCAAGGACAUAGCAUUGAAAGCAUCAGGAGCUUAUAAAAACUGCAGGCCUUGUUCUGGUUCAUCAAACCAUAACCAUAACCGGAACUAUGCAGACUCCGAUGCCGCCUCUGACUCGGCACGUUUCCAAUGCCCUUACCGUAGAACAGGAAGCUCGAAUUCGACGCCCAGAAUUUGGGGCAAAGAGAUGGAAUCAAGACUAAAAGGACUUUCCAGUGGUGAAGGUACCCCAGCCUCUGUUAGUGGUCGUACAGAAUCAGUAGUGUUUAUGGAGGAAGAUGAGCCUAAGGAAUGGGUUGCACAAGUGGAGCCUGGUGUUUUAAUCACUUUUGUUUCGUUACCUGAAGGGGGGAAUGAUCUGAAAAGAAUUCGAUUCAGUCGCGAAAUGUUUAAUAAAUGGCAAGCUCAAAGGUGGUGGGCUGAGAACUAUGAAAAGGUCAUGGAAUUAUACAAUGUUCAACGCUUUAAUCGUCAAGCAGUCCCGCUUCCAACUCCUCCAAGAUCUGAAGAUGAAGGCUCAAGAAUUGAAUCUGCAAAGGACAGUCCUGUGACUCCACCGCUGAACAAAGAAAGGCCCCGCAACUUUGUCCGGCCAACAGGAAUGGGCUAUUCUUCAUCAGACUCCCUGGAUCAUCACCCAAUGCAGUCCCGUCAAUACUCUGACUCAGCUGCACUUGUUUCAACACCAAAACUCUCCAGCAUUAGUGCAAUCAAGACUGAGACUUCAUCCAUAGAUGGCUCUGUUAGGACUAGUUCAUCAAGAGAGGCAGAUCGCUCUGGAGAGCUCUCUAUCAGUAAUGCCAGUGACAUGGAAACCGAAUGGGUUGAACAGGAUGAACCAGGGGUUUACAUCACUAUUAGAGCACUUCCAGGUGGUACUCGGGAGCUUAGACGUGUCCGCUUCAGCCGAGAGAAGUUUGGAGAAAUGCAUGCAAGGAUGUGGUGGGAAGAAAACCGAGCCAGGAUACAAGAACAGUACUUGUGAGAUUUAGCAAAUCAAUGAGAUAUUGGCAUUUGGAAGUUUGUCUCCUUUUAACCACUGGUGUUUAGACAAUUCUGUGUACCUGGGCACUUCCUAUUGUUCUGCUUAGAUAUACACUCAAAUACUACUUUUUCCCCAUAUUUGGUUGGAUGCAGUUGUUGGGUGCUUUUGGGGUUUUGACAAAUUGGUGCAGAAAUUGAAAAGAUGAUGAGAAAUGUUUAGUUAAAAUAAUUCUUGUUCAUUUUCAUUAGAGCUAUACUUUUCAUCCAAACUAUUUAUAUAAGUUAUAACCUUGAUAUUAUCUCACAUUUACAGGCUUUUUUUUCAUUGAGAUGGGGGUGUUUUCCCCUGUUUGUUUGAGGGGAAGAAAAAAGAUUAAAAUGAAAAUUUUUGUA
This is a messenger RNA of Durio zibethinus, 2041 nucleotides long. Its product is annotated as protein Brevis radix-like 2. NCBI's taxonomy places the organism in Eukaryota, Viridiplantae, Streptophyta, Magnoliopsida, Malvales, Malvaceae. The record is from RefSeq and is a predicted model, not a curated record.